Molecule: messenger RNA, 977 nt
Organism: Nematocida parisii ERTm1
Lineage: Eukaryota; Fungi; Microsporidia
Exons: 1
Coding region: 13-813 (266 amino acids)
Source: RefSeq, a predicted model, not a curated record
CUUUUUAUUUGAAUGAAAAGAGUGCGAAGCAAGAAAAUAGAAAAUGACAAAAAGCUGAGUGUACUAUACGAAAGAGAGAUUGACAUGGAUUGUGUGCAGGAGUACACCGGGCCGGCACUCGCGACGGGCGUGGAAAAGGAAGAGGAGGAAGAGCACCACUUAAAGGAAAUCAUCUCACGGCGGGCUACAGACAUACCCACUCCGAGAAUAGAAAAGUCCACAAAGCACGGAAUAAAAAAAAGAAAGACGGACAAUUCGCAAAGUGGUGUAUAUGAAGAACCCAGCAAUUAUUUAGCAGAUAUUGGGGAUGUGCAGCAGCCGCAGGUAGAGGAUAUAAUUACGCAGGAGGCUGACAUGCCUGCAGACACUCUUCCAUUCGUGUGCUUUAGAAAGAGAGAGCUAAAAACCCAGAGAAAGGCAAGGAAGUCUGACAGCUCAAUAGAGAAGAUAAAGAAGAUAAAGGUGGAUCUGCAGAUGAUGAGAAGACUGACUGAGCUUGCUCUGCAGAGGGACAACUAUCUCUCGCAGCAUCUUACGACAAUCUUCUCUAUAUUUAGCAUAUGCCGAGAAAUGAACAAACGGCUUGACAUAGGGGUUCUGAAUAUAAGCGAAACAAUACUCAGAGACAUUUUAUUUACAAAGAUAGUUAGUAAAAGCGAUCUUUUCUAUAAGAAGAUUCCCUCAUUCACGAACUUAUAUUUAUGCAGAAAGAGCAUUGGCAGUCUUAGAAAACUAUUAAAAGCAGGGCCUCCGCCUGAGAACAGAUUAGAACUAACCAAAAAGGAAAUAGAUUACCUGAAUACGUAUUAUUAAUGUACAAAAUAGAUCAAUGUAAAAACAGAGUUUACACAUAAGAUAUAUAUACUAUUCUUCGGGUUAUUCCAUAUGGCCUCUGCACAAGAAAGCGCCCCGAUGGUUAAAAGCAGCAAGCAUUCCAGAGUAAGUAUGGAAAAUAAAGAAUUUAGAAUAAAACCGGU